AUGAUCCAGGAGCCAGUCAUGGCGCAACGCCCACGGGCUUCCUCCCAGCCUGGGAAACCCUCGUUCUUACAGAGCUCCAAGGUGGACAUGGCUCUGUGGCCCAGGGCCGUGUCCUCUCACUCGGGCUCCAUGCUGGAGGACGAGCUAACCUGCCCCGUGUGCUGCGAGAUCUUCCGGGACCCCGUGGUGCUCAAGUGCAGAACUUGAACCAGAAGAAGGCGAGGCGCGAGUGUCCCGUGUGCCGCAUGAAGUGUGCCCUGACGGAGCCCACGGUGAGCCUGGCUCUGAAGAACGUGGCCAAAACUUUCUUCAGGAAGCAGAGGAACCAGGGCGAGGCGGGUGGGUGGCCGGACAGAGGGGGUGUCCCAGUGAAGUCUGAGGCGAAGUGCCCUACACACGGGGAGGUGCUGAAGCUGUUUUGCCAGGACGAUGCCGAGGUGCUCUGCUGUGUGUGUCACACAUCUAAGAGGCACCAGGGCCACCAUGUGAUCCCACUAGAGGAGGGGUCCCAGGAGCUCAAGGUUAGAAUGGCUUGUCUCGUAUCAUUCAUUUUUGGAUGGUUGUGUAACCCUCUCUUUUAUGGUGUUGCAAAUAUUGUAUUCUGUCAGAUAAUCUUUUAAUUUCAAUGUUUUUAUUCAGAUAUACUACUUAAUAUUGACCAUAAUCCAGCUUGUUUUAGCAACAGUAUAAACUUGAAGCAGUACAGUCAGCAAUCAAACAUAACUAUUGUGAAACAUGAUUGUCAUUGAUGUGCCACAUUUCACAACAAUGACAUUUAGAGAGAGAUCCAGAGCCAUUGAUACUGUAUCUGCUAGUUGGCUUUCCAACAAAAAAAAGCUACACAUUGUAAGGUGAUAUGUGAAUGCUUCCAUACACGGUUACACUGUAUGCUAGUGCAAAGCACUAGAUUCGGAAUAAACUUGUCUCUCAUAAACGUCUGUGUCCAGUUGCAGGUGGUGCUCCAAAAACCAGAGAAAAUUCAGAAAAAUAUUAAAUCCACUUAUUGCACCGCGCGAGGAAGUUCCUCGCCAUUUUAGCUGCCGCACAUCUCGCAUUUCCCAAAGUCUUUGCAGGAGCUAGUCGUUUCUAUACAACGUGGCCACGUGUAGAAGUAGAUGACAAAGAUCUAUACACAUGCAAGAGGCAUUUCUCACUCGUUACAAAAAGUGGAUUUUUCGGAAUAUUCUCUGGUUUUUGGAGUACCACCUGCAACUGCACACAGACGUUAACAAGAUAAAAGUUUAUUCUGAAUCGAGAACUAAGAAAGUAUCACCAAAAUAUCCUGAUUACGGCUGAACAGCAGCCUAUGCAUGACCUCAGAUGAGCUUUAGCAUGGCUAGCUUUUCUUGAGCUAAGCUUCCAGACGCUCUUAUACACUAUACAGCAGUCUCUCUAAAAACCUUCUCUCUCUCUCUCUCUCUCUCUCUCUCUCUCUCUCUCUCUCUCUCUCUCUCUCUCUCUCUCUCUCUCUCUCUCUCUCUCUCUCUCCCUCUCUCUCUCUCUCUCUCUCUCUCUCUCUCUCUCUCUCUCUCUCUCUCUCCUUCAGGAAGAAAUGAAGCAACAAUUGAUCCCUCUGAAGAAGAGCCUCCGUGGCCUCUAUGAAGCCAAGAAGGAGUGUGAUGACACAACUGUGCACAUCAAGGUAUCAACAAACAGGGCGUCCGAAACUGUGGGACAUCAGCAGAUCCCAACACAACACUGACUGAUGUUUAGCUCACACACUGUUAGUCUGUAAAUAGUUGGAGGAAUGCCUUUGAAAAAACAAACCCUUGAAAAUAUGGUCUUAACCUCAUGUGGACAAAGCAGUAAUAUGUGUUGUGCCUUGUACUGUGCCUGGUGUUCGACCAAGCAUUUCCCCUUGAGGGAAAAUAAAGUUAUUUAGAAUUUAUUGCAUUUAUCGCACAAAUCAGAAAUCAGAUAUAUCUAGGUCAUAAGAUACUUUGUUCUCAAUGGCUUGCCUACCAAAACAACGUUUUGACAAAUGUCUGCCAUUGUGUGCCACUGUUAUAGAGUUGUAUAUAAGAUUCUAUCUCUCCUAUGACCCGUUUCUCCUGUUUGUCCAGAGCCAGACCCAGCAGACAGAGAAUCACAUCAGAGAGGAGUUUGAGCAGCUCAGGCAGUUCCUCCAGAAUGAGGAGGAAGCCAGGAUAGCUAUCCUACAGGAGGAAGACAGGAUAGCUAUCCUACAGGAGGAAGCCAGGAUAGCUAUCCUACAGGAGGAAGCCAGGAUAGCUAUCCUACAGGAGGAAGCCAGGAUAGCUAUCCUAGGAGGAAGCCAGGAUAGCUAUCCUACAGGAGGAAGCCAGGAUAGCUAUCCUACAGGAGGAAGCCAGGAUAGCUAUCCUACAGGAGGAAGCCAGGAUAGCUAUCCUACAGGAGGAAGAAGAACAGAAGAGACAUCUGGUGAGGAAGAAGACAGAGGGCAUCACCGCAGACAUCCUCACCCUCUCUCAUGCCAUCAUCGCUAUUGAUAAUGAGAUAGCCUCUAGUGACGCUCUUUUUCUUCAGGUAAGAAGAAUAGGAACUUUUAUAAACCAGCAGUAUUAACAGUACAAACAGUUACAAAACAUUUGUAUUUUUCCCAUUUCAGAACUACAGAAACACAAAGAAGAGGUAAGUGUUUUGACUUGAGAAGCUAAUACCCUUAUAAUGUAAUGUACCAAACUCCAACUAGAACUAACUGGCUGUUAUAUUGUUGCAGAGCUGUGAUACCUCUGAAGGGUCCAGAGGAGAUCUCAGGGGCUAUGAUCAACGUGGCGAAGCAUGUCAGCUCCCUCAAGUACAAGGUCUGGGAGAAGAUGGUGGUGCUGGUAGAGUACAGUAUGUACAGCAAGAGUACAGUAGUCUGUUUAUGCUCCAGUCUUUGGCUUGUUGGGUAGCUAGUUAGCUACAACUGCAUUAACUAAUGUUCUAGUUAACUUCUACUAACUUUGAUAGAUGUACGAUAACUCAUUUAUUACUAGAUACACAACUUGUAAAUAUUUUAUUAAAACUGUUUCCUUCGUACACCCCCAUCAAUAAAGCCAUUUUCUCCAUCUCCCAGCUCCUGUAACUCUGGACCCUAACACGGCCUACUCCUGGCUCUCUCUGAACAAGGACCUGACUAGUGUGACCAAUAGCGGUCAUGUGCAGGUGCUCCCAGACAACCCAGAGCGUUUUGACCACUUUGUGUUCGUCCUAGGCUCUGAGGGCUUCACCACCGGCCGCCACGCCUGGGAGGUAGAGGUGGGGGACAAGGACGACUGGAUGCUGGGUGUGGUCAAGGAGUCCAUCAACAGGAAGGGCCGGAUCUCAGGCUGCCCUGAGGGCGGCUUGUGGAUGAUCUCCCACUGCGAGGGUGAGUACAUGGCCAUGACCCGGCCACGCACCCCUCUAAAACUGACAGGGGAGCUGAAGAGGGUCAGGGUGCAGCUGGACUACGACUCUGGGGAGGUGACCUUCUCCAACCCUGUUAACAUGACGUCCAUCUACACCUUCAAUGAUUUGUUCACUGAGAGGAUGUUCCCCUUCUUCUGCCCUGGGGCCAACAUCAAUGGCAACAACCCUGGCCCGCUGAAGAUCUGCCCGGUCAAAGUGGCUGUGUGGAACAGCGCCACCUGGUGA
Coregonus sp. 'balchen' is the source of this 3603-nucleotide messenger RNA. The record is from the annotation of a GenBank genome assembly. NCBI's taxonomy places the organism in Eukaryota, Metazoa, Chordata, Actinopteri, Salmoniformes, Salmonidae.